This is a messenger RNA of Pimephales promelas (fathead minnow), 2756 nucleotides long. RefSeq names its product BTB domain containing 17b (gene btbd17b). NCBI's taxonomy places the organism in Eukaryota, Metazoa, Chordata, Actinopteri, Cypriniformes, Leuciscidae. The record is from RefSeq and is a predicted model, not a curated record. Gene Ontology annotation, molecular function: protein binding.
CACAUCCGAUCAAAUAUUUUUACGUUUUCACCCGCGAGCGUUCUCGUGUAAACAGGGCCUGUGUCACUGAUCACUGUAACGACCUUCAAAACUUCUCUACAAACUCCAACUACUGAAUUAACUCCUCUAGCUGAUCACAUUAUUACUCCCAUAUUACACCUAAACAAACCAUGGCAUUAUGGUGGUAAUUUGCAUUGAAUUUUCUUUUAUUUUAAAACUACAAAACAUUUUAGUUUGUUACAAAAUACCGAAUAUGUUUCUUUUUAAUGCUUUCCCUUUUGAUUUUAGUUGUAUCAAUCUACUAAAUUGCAUAGAAAGAGUGCAAAUUAGUGUUUUAAGAUGUUACUAAAUAGAUAUCCUCUGUGCAAUCACACAUUGUGAACAAUUUGCAAUAAUAUUCAUCUUCCAGUAUAUUCCUUUAUUUGAGCUAAUAGUAGGAGUAGAGCGCAUCCCACUCCAGACGCCCACUUCAGUCCAAACACGCGGCCCAGUGCCACAGAUCGAUAUCAUGAAACAUUGAAAGAGGAGAAACUCACAAUCAAAGCGGUCGUCAUGGCAACGGCCCAGCCGGAGUUCCACCAAUCAAUGGGCUUCAUGAGGCUGAGAGAUGCUCAGCGAUGUGCCAACGUCCUACAUAAAGAGUGUGGGACAGGGAGCCUGGGCAGCACAUACUGAGAGAGAGAUUGGGGUGAAAAAAAGGCAUCCAGAAGAAAGAAGGACGACGUUAAACACAGGACGAGACAUGGUGAACUCCGGACGAAUCGUUCCUGCGGUGUUCUGCCUGGCCAACCUUUGUUUUGCACUGUGUGGAGGAGCAGCGUUGAAGCCAGAUGUGGUAUUGGAGAACAGCGCUACCACACUGAACCAUUCAAUGGUGCUGGUGCAGCGCAUGGAGGCCCUGCUGACCCAGGGAAACGGCAGUGACGUGAGCCUGCGCGUCCAGACCGUGAACACGGACGAGGUGAAGGUGAUGCAGGUCCACUCGCUGGUGUUGACCCUACAGAGCGACGUGUUUGAAGAGCUCCUACAGACCCGUAACUCCACCGCGAUGGUCCUCAGAGAGACGCCAGACUGUGCAGCUGUCUUUGAUAAGUUCAUUAGGUACUUGUACUGUGGUGACAUCACACUGCGUCUGAACCAGGCCAUUCCUUUACACAAGCUCGCCAGCAAGUAUCAUGUGUGGGACCUCCAGCAGGGCCUCACCCAAUACAUGGCCCAGCACCUGUCCAGCGACUCGCCCACGGGUCACGUGGUGGCCUGGUACCAAUACGCCACGCAGAUCGGGGACGUGAGCCUGCAGAACAGCUGCCUGCAGUACCUGUCCUGGAACCUGUCGUCGGUUCUCCAGAGCGCCGAGUGGAGCUCCGUGAGCCCAGAACUGAUGCUGUCUUUGCUGCAGCGCUCAGACCUGGUUCUCCAGAGCGAACUGGAGCUGUACGAAGCUCUGGAAGCCUGGAUCAACCAGAACCAGCCUUCAAGUGAGACGGCCGAGAACGCACUCAAAGCGAUACGUUACGCCAUGAUACCACCUCAACAUUUGUUCCACCUACAGAAGAAGUCUUCUCUGAUGUUGAAAUAUUACGAAUCCGUACGCGAUCUUCUCUUCCUGGCCUUCCAGUUCCACUCAGCCUCACCCGUCCAGCUCGCGAAGUACUUCGACGUUAACUGCAGCCUCUUCACGCCACGUAACUACCUGUCGACGGCAUGGGGCGCCCCGUGGGUGAUCAACAACCCCACGCGGGACGACCGCAGCUUCAGCUUUCAGACUCAACUCGGGCCGAGCGGUUACGACGCCAGCAAACGAGUGACGUGGAACGCUCUUUUCUCUCCGCGCUGGCUUCCCCUCAGCGUGCGAUCCGCUUACACGGAGCAGGGGUCCCUGCAGCCCACUCGCACCGACGGGGGGCGUCCGCGGAUCAUCGUCACACCUGCCACCUCCAGCCCGGACUUUGCUGGCGUCAGCUUUCAAAAGACCGUCAUCGUUUCGGCACGCAAGCAGGGGAAGGUGGUGGUCCGUCAUGUCUACAACUUCCACCAGAGCACGGAGGAGGCGGGAGACUUCCUGUUGGAAGCGGACCUGCAGCGUAGAGCGUCCGAGUACCUCAUUGACAGCUCGCUCUACCUGCACAUUAUUGUGAAGCCCCUUUACCACAGCCUCAUAGUAGCCAAAAAAUAAGAGUCUAGUUGCUCGACCAAUGAUUUAUGCGCUACAGGCUUGUUUUGCGUGUCCAAAUGCAUUUACAUUUAACUGCACCACAUUUUGAUUUUACAUUCAUAUGGAUUUUUAAUCAAUCAAUAUCAAAUCAGCACCAAACUUUAGUGUUGGUGCCAAAAUUCAACCCAUUCAUUUUUAAAAUACAUUUUCGUGGUGCGAAAAAAACUAAAAAACAACAACCCAAAAACAUUUUGUCACCAUUUAAUCAAUUCCCAGUGGAUAAAAUCAAGGUUUUCCCUAUACCUUUUCUCAUUUAAUAUUCUGUUAAUUUGAAAAUAAGGCUGGUUGUGAAAUUUUGGUUACUUUAGUAACAUUUUUUUAUUAUCAUGCUGCUUGAAAGCUCACCCACAUUUUAAUAGUAAUUUGAAGUCACAUUUGUACUGUAUAUUGCCAUGUUUGACUUUAAUUUGUCAACCCCUUAAAUUGUACUGUGAGUUUGCUUUCAUAGAAAGAAAAAAAAAAUGGAUUAAUUUUUUUGCUCACUUGUUAUAUUGCAAUUCAUGUUAUGUUUCAAUAAAAACGAAAUUUCUGAACCCACAAA